Arvicanthis niloticus (Nile rat) is the source of this 3135-nucleotide messenger RNA. It is a transcript of the gene Cwc25, whose product is annotated as CWC25 spliceosome associated protein. Gene Ontology annotation, cellular component: U2-type spliceosomal complex. Lineage: Eukaryota; Metazoa; Chordata; Mammalia; Rodentia; Muridae. The record is from RefSeq and is a predicted model, not a curated record. Gene Ontology annotation, biological process: mRNA splicing, via spliceosome.
UAGAGCGGGCGGGGAAAAGGGCAGCUGGUUCCUUUAGGGAUUAGGUCCGGUGAGGCGGUCUCUGAACUGUUUCACUAGGUUUCCUCUCGACAUUCUCUGAAUCUUUCAGGUCCACAGACUGAGGAACCGUCUCCACCAUCAUGGGAGGCGGAGACCUGAACCUGAAGAAGAGCUGGCACCCGCAGACCCUUCGCAAUGUGGAGAAAGUGUGGAAGGCGGAGCAGAAACAUGAAGCGGAGAGGAAAAAGAUUGAGGAGCUGCAGCGAGAGCUUCGAGAGGAGAGAGCUCGGGAGGAGAUGCAGCGCUACGCUGAGGAUGUCGGGGCUGUCAAGAAAAAAGAAGAAAAGUUGGAUUGGAUGUACCAAGGUCCGGGUGGCAUGGUGAACCGUGACGAAUACCUGCUGGGGCGCCCCAUUGACAAGUAUGUUUUUGAGAAGAUGGAGGAGAGGGAAGCCGGCUGCUCUUCUGAGACAGGACUCCUCCCAGGCUCAAUCUUUGCCCCGUCGGGUGCCAAUUCCCUUCUUGACAUGGCCAGCAAAAUUCGGGAAGACCCUCUGUUCAUCAUAAGGAAGAAAGAGGAGGAGAAAAAAAGAGAAGUACUGAACAAUCCUGUGAAAAUGAAGAAAAUCAAAGAGCUGUUGCAAAUGAGUCUUGAAAAAAAGGAGAAGAAAAAGAAGAAGGAGAAGAAGAAGAAGCACAAGAAGCACAAGCACAGGAGCUCGAGCAGUGAUCGCUCCAGCAGCGAGGAUGAGCAGAGCCACGCCCGGUCUCAAAAGAAGAUGGCAAAUUCCUUUCCUGUCUUGUCCAAAGUCCCUGGAUAUGGCUUACAGGUGAGGGACUCUGACCGUCACCAGGGGCUGCAGGGUGCUCUGGGUGAACAAAGGGUGAUAAAGAACCAUUCCCGAUCAAGAAGCUCCUCACCCCCAAAGCAUGUCAGCAAGAAGAGCUCCAAGGAAGAGAGGGCCCGGGACAGGAGGUCUCGAUCCCCUGGCAGAAGGUCACGGUCCCCAAGGCCCAGCAAACAGCACACCUCUAAGGUAAACAGGAAAGAGAGAGACAGCCCAUCACCUAAAAAGGAGGUCUACCAGAGGCGGCAUGCUUCUGGAUACACCAGAAAACUCUCAGUGGAGGAACUGGAGCGGAAACGGCAAGAGAUGAUGGAAAAUGCCAAGUGGAGGGAGGAGGAGAGGAUGAACACCCUCAAGCGGCACGCCAGGGAGGACGAGCGGGAGCACAGGCUGGAGAGGCUGGACUCUCGGUCCGGCAAGUUCAUCCACCGAAUGAAGUUGGAGAGUGCGUCAACCUCCUCCUUGGAGGACCGGGUGAAGCGCAACAUCCAUUCUCUACAGCGGACGUCGGUAGCUCUGGAGAAGAACUUCAUGAGAAGAUGAAAACCAGUCUCUUUUACUGCUUUGCCUGACUUUGCCAGGGAGGCUGCUGACUCCUUAAAAUUCUCUUUAUAAGAGUUCAAAUGGCUUCUUGUACAGAUGAAAAACCACCACUGUUCAAAGUGCCCUUUGUCCACUGACUCCUGAAACACUUCACAUCGUUUAAAAACGGAUGUGACCUGAUUCCGGGAUCCUCAGGAACUUUGGCUGGAUGCACUGUGGUUUUUGACUAUGUUUUAGUGGAUGGCACUGGAAGGCUUGGAUGCUUGUCACCCCUCUUCCCUCCCUGAAUGAAUGGCACAGACUUCCAGAGGCCUCUUUCCAUAGCCACCCAGACGGAUGGUGCUUACUUGGAUAAAUGAACAGUAACUUUAGGUUAUGUGAAAGGAUAGCCACUCAUCGGGAAGAGCCAAGAGAGUGACAAAGAAGAUGGAAGAGAAAACAGAACCAAAGGCCCUAAGUGAACUGCUAACUAACUACCUGGGCUUCAAGCUGUAAUGGUGUGAUGUAUAUAUACAAAUGUAUAAUUCCAUAUUUGCUUUUAAAAAGUCAUUCUGUUCAAUGACUUUAUCCGAAAAGUAACACAGUAAGGCGGCUCGGCUUGCUCUCCUCUCUGACUCAGGGCAUAGGAGAGCUACGGGGUUACUGACAGAAUCUAGCUGUGGGGUAGCUAACCUUUUGACUUGUCCUCUACAAAUGUGUUAGGUUGCAUUUAUAGGUAUGUACUGGCUUCAGGAAGGACGCACCUGCCCAGGUACACAUUCCCCUCUGUUCCGCAGAAUCUCAUAGGGCACCCAGUAGGGCAGGAAUCAGGAUCCAUGUUAUCAGGAUGUCCUGUGACUCCUAAUAGAAAAUACUGAGGAAGCUGUUUAUUUUCUGGCUAUUUUUUAUUUGUUUGUCUGUCUGUUGAGGCAGGGUCUGUAGCUCAGGCUAGCUUUGAAUGUACUGUGUAAGCUGAAGAUGACCCUGAACUUCAGAUCCUCUGACCACACACAGUUGCUACUACUGCUGCUUUGUGGUUUGUCUUUGAUACAGCGCCCUUACUGGCCCAGGGUGGCCUGGUGGUGGCUCUCCUGCUUCAGCCUCCUGAGUGCUGGCUGCAAUUACUGGCCACCACCCCCAGCUUCCUAGCUGAUCUUUUACCUGUAAGAACUAAAAAUCUAAGACAAGACUCAGGGGGCCACUCCUAUGUCUUUAUUGCCAUUCCUUUCUCUAUUCUUUCACCAGAAGUCCUCAUUUGGCCAGGGAACUUCUAGGUGCUCUUUAAACAGACCACAGAUUCACCUUAGCCGUGGCUGACCUUAAACUGUAGAUCUCCUGUUUCAGCCUCUGGAGCUGUGAUUACAGACCAUGUGGCCCUCAGAGGUGCUCUUAACUCAUAUAUUAAGCCAUUUCCUUGUUCUACCAGUUCCUAAUUCCUCCUAAAAUAUGUUUGGAUUUUUUUUUUAAGCACUAAAAUUCCAGACACUGUAAUUCUUAAAACACAGUCGUCGUCCUCCCCCCUCCACAAUGUAACAUUAUUCAUUUAAUCACCUCAUCCUGAUGCCCCAUGCUUUAGUUAAUUAUGGCUUUUAUUUUAUUACUUGGUAAUAAAGGCUACAUUUAUUUUUGUAACUGUGUAGAGCAACCGACCACGUGCCUGGUACUGAGUCUUGAUAUCCCAAGUGUUGACCUGUGAUUUUGUGUCGAAUACAGAGACCUUUCGUCCAAGUGGAAUUACGUAAUAAACCGUGGCCAGUUUACUCAA